AUGGGUGAUUGGCCCAGGGAGACCGGCCUAUCCCACCAAGUGAUGCGCAAGCUCGGUCACGACAGAGAUACUUACUGUCCGUUUCAGCCGCGGAUAGAUAAUGCUGAUGCAUCACGACGUCACUUUGAGAUACUGAGGAAUAUCCCCAUCGCUACGGCAGAAGUGCUCAAUUUUCUAGAUCAGCAAAUCCGUAUUCUGAGACAAGACGAGAUGAGUGUCUCACAGAUACUCAAAGAAAAUCCAUCCAGCGUUUACGACAUAAAUUGUUUCGGUCAGAACUCCGUCCAUAUCGCGAUCGGUGUUGGAAACUUGAAGGUUCUCCAAAUGAUCUUACGGUAUGCAGAUGUCUUAUCUCUCAACACACAGGAUUACGCAAGGUUUCAAGGCCACUAUCCGAUUGAGUACGCUGUCAUGUCACAUCUGCAUAGUGGGUACCACGACACAGACGAUAUUGAAUGCAAUGGCUGCAAUAUUUUGGACGCAUUGCAGGACGAAGGAAUUCAAGACUGGGAUAGCGAAGAAGUAGAGGACGUUAUGGAAGAACAAAAAGAAGAAUUCGUUCGUCUUGAGGAGCUCCUUGAGGACCUCAGGCAAGAUUACAAGGGAGGUCCUGACUUAGAAACAUUCGUUGAUGGUUACCGGGGUCCAAAAGUGAGCGCGGUGAUGAAAGAGCUGAAUUCGAGGAAGCUGGACGAAGACGAUAUGAGAGCGGCCCAAGAACUUGCCUUUACAUGGCACUCAUUCGAGGAUGGGUUCGAAGAAAAGGAUUAUUCACGAUCUUCGAAUUUGGAUUAUUGGAUGGAGAAGCUGGAUGCUAUUGCUCCGGAGCCGGAUUCGGAUAUCCCACUGGCACCAGACCUCCCGGUACGCGAUGCAUAA
Molecule: messenger RNA, 879 nt
Organism: Colletotrichum aenigma
Lineage: Eukaryota; Fungi; Ascomycota; Sordariomycetes; Glomerellales; Glomerellaceae
Exons: 3
Coding region: 1-879 (292 amino acids)
Source: RefSeq, a predicted model, not a curated record